Rosa chinensis is the source of this 857-nucleotide messenger RNA. RefSeq lists its product as uncharacterized. The transcript is spliced from 4 exons. The record is from RefSeq and is a predicted model, not a curated record. Lineage: Eukaryota; Viridiplantae; Streptophyta; Magnoliopsida; Rosales; Rosaceae. The coding region runs from base 109 to 624 and encodes 171 amino acids.
UCUAUCCAUUCAAACAGGUGGUCCUGAUCAAUUUGUCUAUCCAAUAGUUAGAGCCUUUUGAAUUAGGUAGUGAUUUUUUCCAAAGAAGCUUUGGAAGGGGGAAGAGGGAUGAGGGUCCAAGGAGUUCUUCAUCACCAGAACUACCACAUAACAGGAACAAACCCGACACCAGUCUUCCCCAUUACUCCCCAUCACUUCUCCAAAACCCAAAUCCUGAACACAGUGAACCAAAACCACACACAAUGGCAAAGGCUAAGGAUUUGUACAAUCCCAGCAACACUAGGAUCAAAAUCUAGUAAGAGAUUUCCAAGCAUAUUAGCAGCAGCAGCAGCUCAGCCUUCACAGCCUCUGGACCUAACAGAAGACAACAUUAGACAGGUCUUGGCCGAUGCCAGAGUCGAAUUUGGUCAGCUCUUUGACACUUCAGUUGGCAUGACAGGACAAGUUGAUCUUGCUGACCUAGAUGGACCCUUUGUGAAGAUCAGUCUCAAAGGCCGGUUUUGGCAUGAACGCAGCCUUGUUCUGGCUAGGCUGGCCAAUUAUCUGAAGCAGAGAAUCCCUGAAAUUUUGGAGGUAGAUAUAGAAGAUGAGAAACAACUGGAUGACAGCCCUGCAAACUUUUAGGUUCAGAUAUAUAAGUAAAGUGAGAAGCUUACCUACAACAGCAGGAGCUGGGAAAAUGAUCAAUUAACUUGCAACUUGGGUCCCCAGGCAAGACACUAUAAAGCUAGCCUUGGAGGCAAAAAUUAUUUAUAAAUGUCUUUUAAGUGGAACAUGUCUUAUCAAAUUUUGAAGGAAAGAACUAUAUAUGUGUGGAUGAAAUUAUGAGUUUGAACAGAUUACACAUAUGAGUUUCA